This is a messenger RNA of Zonotrichia albicollis (white-throated sparrow), 2046 nucleotides long. The record is from RefSeq and is a predicted model, not a curated record. Lineage: Eukaryota; Metazoa; Chordata; Aves; Passeriformes; Passerellidae.
AUAUUUUUCAGCAUUGAAAGUAUUAUUUGUAGUAAUUUCACAGUAAUUUGAAUGCUGCAAAAUAAUGAAUGACUAAUGAGUUGAUCUUAUGAACUGUAGCAAACACAAAGAACCUUUUUUCAUUUAUACAAAAAUAAGAUAUUUGAGCUGCACUGAUUGGGCACUGAGAGAAUGAAAUGCAGGAUAUAAUGGAGUCUUAGCUGGCAAACACCCAUUGCUGACCAUUAAUUAGUUUGCAGUUAUUUUGAUGAGAACACAGGUACCUAGUAUAGAAUUAAAUUGAUUUUGCAGUGUUGUGGUUUUUUUCCCUUUGAUAGAUCUGUUUUUUCAUUUCCAAAAUGGAAAAGCGUACCCCUGAAAAGCAAGUGCUGUUUCCAAAUUGUCCACAAUCAAAAUCAUAUCCAGACACACACAGAAGUUUGAAGUCCUCCAUAAAGAAGCUUAAGGAAGGAAAUUUUUUAUAUAGUAUUUCUCAAAACAUUUUCUAAGUGUACCAACCAAGUUUGCUUUGAGCAAAGCAGUAAUUCAGACGUACCUGGCUGAUAGCAGUUUUUUGCGUCCUCUGUAAUCUUUCUGUGUAAUUGGGAUUCAAAUGUGAGCAAUGUGAGGAAUCUUCUGUGACAGCCCAGGGGGCUCGUGGCAUGCAGAGACAGCCUGAUGGAGGGGAUUCUAUCUGCUUAAUUUGCAGAUGUGCUCUGAGAACUCGAUCUGCUGUGGCUAACUGGCUGUGACUGGGUUGUUUCCUUUCCUCUCCUCUCUUCAGAUGGCACAACAAGAAACCCACCAGUCUCCAGAAGCUUUAACUCUUUGCUGUGGAAGAAGCUCAGAGUGACAGCAGGUGCCUCUUAGGAGCAGCCUACAAAACCAGAUAUACUACUGGACUCUCAAAGUGUGGAUGAUCAUGGGAGAACAACUGUUAAAGAACAGCAUCCUUGAUCAAUUUAUUAAUAGCCAUGAGCAGUCCUAUGAGGAGUUUCUAAGUACAUUCACAUAUCUUUUGAAAGAGAAAGAGGGAAAGACAAUUCAGGAAAGUAAAGUGGACUCCUUAAGAAAAAAAUGUUCUACUUCUGAAUUACCAAACAGAAAUAAACAGGAUGGCUCACCUGAAAGAAGCAAAGAAAUGUGGGUGUCAUUUCCACCACAGAUGCCAAAUGAGAAUGAGGCAGUGAUGAGUGAGUGCUCAACAGCUGGUGUCUCUGUUGGAAAUGAUCUCAGUCUGUCUGAAAAAGUGAAGGUGGACAAGUACUUACACUUGGAAGAUGUAGACACAGAUGAAGAGACAUGCAGUGCAGCGUCAUUAGUUCUUCCUGGAGAGGUGGAAGAGACAGUGAGUUGCUGUACACCCUUCUUUGAUAAGCCUAUUCAGCCGAAGUUCAGAGCCUGGUCAGUUCCCCAGCCAUCAGAAAGCAAAGCCCAAGAGCUACUGGGCGAUGAUGUUCAGCCAUUCUCCCUUGAUGAAGAAUUUGAUUAUGACAAUGUGGCACUGACCCCUAAGUUCUCUGAAGCUGAGCUGAAGGCCCUUACAGAGUUGUCUGAACAGAAAAGUGGUACAGAUGUCAAAUCAGCACCAGCUGAAGACUGAGUCGAAGGUGUUGUGUGCAGGGCUGUUGGAAUGACCUUUUCAUGGGAUGAAUGUAGCUCCUUGUUGUACCCUUAUUUAGUGUUCUUAUCUGUGUGGCCAGUGAAUGGCAUCCCUGAGAUUUGUCAUUAUUCUGUCAAGGUGCCUUGGAUCCUGCACUGGCUCAGGGUAGGUAUGCUGGAGUGACUUCUCCAUAGGAGCAAAACAAGCUGGUGGAAUUCAGAAUAACAUCGUGGCUACUCGUGCUUAUAUCUGGUACUGAUUUGGUUCCUGAGUAGUACAAAGCUGGUCCUAAAGCUGCCUUUUACGUCGUUCUUUUAGUAAUGCAAUUAAGAGCUUUUUAACAGCUGACAAAUUAGUCUAUGAGCUCUUUAAAUGUAUAGAGAAUAAAUUUGGGAAUAUUUUUUUUUCUCUGUCUUUUGAGUUACUUCAGUUCUGAAAAAAUAAAUAUUUCUGUUUCCAACAAA